Tachyglossus aculeatus (Australian echidna) is the source of this 1499-nucleotide messenger RNA. RefSeq names its product glycoprotein Ib platelet subunit beta (gene GP1BB). The record is from RefSeq and is a predicted model, not a curated record. NCBI's taxonomy places the organism in Eukaryota, Metazoa, Chordata, Mammalia, Monotremata, Tachyglossidae. The transcript has 5 exons. Bases 1 to 1293 code for a protein of 430 amino acids.
AUGGGACCUCGGAGCCCACCCGCCCACCCCACUCCCGGGCCGGGAGCACGGAUCCGUUGCCGAGGACCGAGGUUGGGCCGAGGGGCCGGGCUGGACGUCCUCCGCGCCCCCCACAUCCACACACGCCCAACACGCAAAUCCCUCCCUCGGACGAGGCGACCAGAGCCGUCGGCCCCCGACGGCUCCAGGCGGGCACAGUGCCCGCACGGGGCACGACCCGGCGGCCACCCUGAGUUUCAAACUCCUGUUGGACCCCCCUCCCUGCCCACCACCAUGCCCUACCACACAGACACGGGCCGCCACAUAUGUAGACAGGCCCCACCGAUUCACGCGCUCCGUGCCGUACGGUUGACGAGCCAUCAGCGGCACACGGGCCUACCCGUGCCGGCCAGCGGACACACGCGGCUCACCCUCCCCGGGCCCCUCUGCAUGCCUCCUCCCCGUGUCGCCCCCAUUUUCCUGGCUGGGGCGGCAUCCCCGCCUUGGAAACGAUUCCAAGUCGUAGCCGAGGAUGUGCCCCACCUCGGGAUGAGGUCCCGCCUGGGACUCUGGUCAGUGCGGUCCCCGCCUGGGGGAUUCUUGUUGUCAGUCAUGUCCGACGAUACCCGGAGCUCUCCCUGGGCCCCGUGGCCGCACGGCCCCCGCUCACGCCUGCCCGUUUCAGGGCCGCGGACCCCGGCGUCCCGGGCCCUGGGCCCGCUGCUGCUGGCCUGCUGGGCGCUGCUCCCGGCCGGGCUCUCCGCCUGCCCCGCCCGCUGCCGCUGUGCGGGCACCAUCGUGGACUGCGGCCGGCUGGGGCUGACCGCGGACCUGCUGCCCGCCGCCUUCCCGCCGGCCACCACGGAGAUCGUGCUGUCGGCCAACAACCUGUCGGCCGUGCCCGAGGGGCUGUUCGACGGGCUGACGGCCCUGCGCGCCGUCCACUUGGCCGGGAACCCCUGGCGCUGCGACUGCGACGUCCUCUACCUGCGGGCCUGGCUGCGUUGGCAGCAGCAGCGCGACUCUUACCGCGAGCUGCGCUGCGCCUCGCCCCCCGGCCUGCGCGGCCGCCUCCUGGCCUACCUGUCGGAGGACGAGCUGUUCUCGUCGUGCCAGGCCUGGUACUGCCGCUGGGCACUGGGCGCGCAGCUCUGCCUCCUGAUCUUCCUGCUGCUGCAGGCCCUGCUGCUGCUGCUCGUCAUCCUAAGGCUGCGCCGCUUCCAGGCCGUGGCGCGGGAGGCCCGCCGUACCGCCCAGGAGCUGCUGCAGACCGUGCCGCUCGUGCCCUUGGAGCCUGACGCCCCCUCCACCUAGCCCCGGCCUCAGACCGGAUGGACUGGACAGUCGGGACCCCCCCAACCAUCCCCCCCAGCCCAGGACCCUGCUGCCCAACCUGCACUCCGCCCAGCCCCGUCCCCUUUGGCCAAGUGGAUGUGGGCGAACCCCUCUCACUCCUCUCCCCGGGCCCGGUCUCCCCACCCCCUCACCCACAGGUCGGCUGAAUGGUCAUCCGCACCCCU